Molecule: messenger RNA, 6623 nt
Organism: Anthonomus grandis grandis
Lineage: Eukaryota; Metazoa; Arthropoda; Insecta; Coleoptera; Curculionidae
Gene: me31B
Product: ATP-dependent RNA helicase me31b
Exons: 8
Coding region: 361-1713 (450 amino acids)
Biological process (GO): cytoplasmic stress granule assembly; P-body assembly
Cellular component (GO): P-body; cytoplasmic stress granule
Molecular function (GO): RNA helicase activity; mRNA binding; ATP binding
Source: RefSeq, a predicted model, not a curated record
UUGCUAUCAAUACGAAUUCGAAUCUGUAAAAUUCUCAGAGAUCCUCUCACUGUUUAAUAAUUUUUAAUGCCCUUUAAAAUCGUUAAAUCUGAUAUUUUUUGGAAAUUAUAAAAUCUUCCUGUGACUGGAUUAACUUGAUCCAUUUUCAAGCCACUCCAGUCCAGUCUCGACCUUCAUGUACUUCAUGUUAAUUAUAAGCUUAUAACCUCCUCUAUUCCAAUAUAUUUCGCAUACGUGUAACCUACUAAAUUUGGUACUUGGAGAUUCCUGUCCUGUUCUACAUAUUGUAGAAGAAAGAUUUGGGUUUUAUAAACCCUAUUUUUGUAAUUAAACUUGACAUCAGCUUUAUACUUUGAAAAUAUGAUGACAGACAGAAUAGCCCCCAACCAUUUGACUCUUAAUACCAAACUAGAUAUCAACCCAAAAAUGGAUAAUAAAAUUGACUCGAAAAUGGAUGAUUUAGGAUGGAAAGCCAAAUUAAAAAUCCCUCCAAAAGAUCACAGAAUACAGACAAGUGAUGUAACAGACACAAGAGGCAAUGAAUUUGAAGAGUUUUGCUUGAAACGAGAAUUGUUAAUGGGUAUUUUUGAAAAAGGUUGGGAGAAACCCUCACCUAUUCAAGAGGCAGCCAUUCCAAUUGCCCUGUCGGGUAAAGAUAUACUUGCCAGGGCCAAAAAUGGAACAGGUAAAACUGGUGCCUACUCAAUACCAGUGCUGGAACAAAUAGAUCCAAAAAAAGACUGUAUUCAAGCAUUGGUUAUUGUACCUACAAGAGAACUGGCAUUGCAGACAUCUCAAAUAUGUAUAGAGCUUGCCAAACAUUUGCAGAUACGUAUAAUGGUGACAACAGGAGGCACAAACUUACGCGAAGACAUAAUGCGAAUCUAUCAGAAAGUCCAAGUGAUAAUUGCGACACCCGGCCGUAUCCUGGAUCUCAUGGAGAAGGGCGUGGCCCAAAUGGAUCAGUGCCGGAUCUUAGUAUUAGACGAGGCGGACAAAUUGUUGUCGCAAGAUUUCAAGGGGAUGCUCGACACUGUGAUUAAAAAUUUACCGACAAAAAGACAGAUUUUGUUGUUCUCCGCCACGUUCCCUUUGACAGUCGAGCAGUUUAUGAAAAAACACUUGAGGGACCCGUACGAGAUUAAUCUGAUGGAGGAGCUGACCCUCAAAGGAGUCACGCAAUAUUACGCUUUUGUGCAGGAGCGCCAGAAAGUCCAUUGUUUAAAUACUCUCUUUUCUAAGUUACAAAUAAACCAAAGUAUUAUAUUUUGUAAUUCGACUCAACGAGUGGAGCUGUUGGCGAAAAAGAUAACCGAACUGGGCUACUGUUGCUACUACAUACACGCGAAAAUGGCGCAGGCGCACCGUAACAGGGUAUUCCACGAUUUCAGAUCGGGCCUGUGCAGAAAUUUGGUUUGCUCAGAUCUGUUCACAAGAGGUAUCGACGUGCAAGCCGUAAACGUCGUAAUCAACUUCGACUUCCCAAAAAUGGCCGAGACUUAUUUGCACCGUAUCGGUCGUUCGGGCCGUUUUGGUCAUCUCGGUAUCGCGAUCAAUCUAAUCACGUACGACGAUCGCUUCGCGCUGCACCGCAUCGAACAAGAAUUGGGCACCGAAAUCAAACCGAUACCGAAAGUGAUCGAUCCGAAAUUGUACGUGGCCCGGCCGGGAGAAGAAGACGAAGACCAACAGCCCCUGCAACAGUCCAAGUAACGAUCUUGUUAAUAUCAUUCUUAUUGUACAUAAUUCAAGACUAUAAUAACUACAGAGAUUUUUUUAUUAUCAUAUUAUCGGAGAAUUUACGUUUUAAUUUUUUUAUAAUGUGAAAAAAAAAGUACGAAGAUGAAAAAUGAAGAUUUGGGAGAAGAAUAUUUAUUUUUAAGUGAAUAGUGCGCGCGCUCGUACGAGGAGGCGUUGAUAAAGGGCGGUAAGGCGGCGGGCGUUUUAGGGGCGGCAGGUCGAACGUUCGCUCGCGACAAAUAAUCUGUGAUAAUUUAUUUUCAUUGAAAGAGUCACGUUUCAUGCCUAUUCCGGCUGGUGCAUUUAGGUGGUAAAGUAGGUUUUGUGAUUAAAAAAAAAAACGAACUAUUUCUAUAAAAUGUUUUUUUGCGUGUCUUGUCUUAGACGUCUAAGUCGUUCUAGUGACUGAUCACCUCAUCAGAAUGGGUUGAAAAUAAAGAAAAAUUCUUAUUCUAUUUCGCUCACCUCCUAUUUUGUUUCUUGCUAUUCGAUCUAGUUAUCUUCAAAUUUAAUAAACUGUACAGCAGUUAUCGGCGGUAAUAUUUGGCAAUUGUGUUAAUGCUUUGAAGCCAAAUACAAAAAACAAAAUACACAUACGUCGAACAAAAUGUGGUUCCAUAUUAUUUUUAACCACUAGGAAAUUAUUAACUAUAUACCAAAAACAAAAAUCAAAAAACUUUAAAUUUAAUGAAAGAAUUGGGUUUUUAUGUUAGGCAAAGUCACACAAUGCCAAUGCCAGACCAAUUCAAUCUUGUGUACAGUGGGGCCGUGCCCCAGAGUUGCAAGGGCACGUCUUUUGAGCUAUAAAUAGAGGAAGAUGUGUGCACAUUUGUCGAACUUUAUUUUAGGUAGAACCAAGGGCUUAUAUUUAUUUGGAGCUGCUUGUUAACGGGUUCUGCUUAAUUAUCAGCAUGAAUAUGACACGACAUAAAAUAUUGCAGAUUGGUGCCCGGUUUCUAUAUGUAAUUCAGGCAUUUACAGCAGUUAAGUCUAUAAAGUGCCGGAAUAACUAGACUUUCUUUGUAUAAUGUGACAUAUCUGACUGAUCCACAUGUGCAUUAUUAUGUUUAACAAGCUCUAAAUAUCCUAUUUCUUUAUCUUUUUGUUUUCUAGAAAAAGUUUACAAAUGCAAAUUACUUGAAAAUAGCUGGGGUUUAUUAUCGACCGACUUGACAUAAAAAAUUUCGUCACUUGUUCCUUUCACUAUUUUAUCGUGCACAGGCUUAAAUGUUUUCUUUUAAUAGAUGAUGCAACAAGGGAAUUGUGAAAAGUUUUCAAAAAAUAUUUUCCAAUAAGUGGACGUGAGGGAUGGAAUUAUCUUUGUAACUCCUUUAAAAAAAAAAUAUUUAACAUGAUUCUAUACAAUAAAAGGGUUUGAAAAGGGGUUUGAAUAUCUAUUUAAAUAUGAUCUUAACUACUAGAAAAUUAAAAGAUGAGUGUGUGGUAAAACUAAUAUUAGAAACGCUUAUUUAGUUAUAAUAAUAUUAUCAGAAUCAGAAAUAUUGUUUGGUCAUCAGAAUUAUCUGAAAUUGUUUUAAAAGUGCAAGUAAUCUCUUUACGACUCUGGAACAUAAGCUUUCUUUCACUCUAUCAGAUUUGCAGGUCUAAACUUAAAGCUCUUAUAUAUCCGGACUGGGUCGUGCGUAUCCAUAUUUUAUAUCCCCUUUUUGAAGGAGAAUAUAUUAGUGAAAUCCGAUCCCGCCGUUUACCAUUGAUUCGUCCAUGCUUUAAGCAUUCGUUUGCUUCAUAGUGCCUCAAAAAGGUUUAUGAUAAAAUGUCAAUCAUCGGUCGAGGUUAUACGAGUCGGUCAAGGUAUAUAUAAUUUGUCAAAAACUGCUUUGGCCGGUUUUGGGUUGUACAGAAUGGUCAUUCAUGUGGAAAUUGCUCAAAAGCCAAUUCUAUCCAAAAGCCCUGUAUAUUCGUUGGACCCAACCGACUUCCACCAAAUCGCUGGAUUGCGAAGUUGGUUUGAAAAACAAGUAUUUUUAAAAGGUCUUGCGUAAACAAGCAAACAAAAAUAUGGGUGGGUGAUUCAGCAUCCUCGGAAAUGCAAGGACUAAAACUCUCAGUAAACGGAUGAAAUUUGUUUACAAAACAUGCAUUUUUAGUCCAUUCCACCCAUUAAUUAAUAAAUUCCGCAAAAUAAGGGGUAGGAUCAAAUUCAUGGUAUAUAUUAUUGCAUGCCAUUGCUUCAUCAUUUCUCAUCAGUAAGAUUCUUUCCAACUGGUGAUCAUAGUUGAUCUAAGUUGUUUGCAGAAAGCGCUUCUGAAUUAAAAGGAGCAACAUCUGACGGAAGUUCCUCCAAUUGUAACACUUAAUAAGCAGAACACCCUUGCAUCUAGUAAAUUUUGACGCUACGUGGCUCACUUCUCACAAGUGACCUGUCAGACCCGAUCGUAUUGUUCGCUCAAGUAAUGGAAAUUCUAGGUUUAGAAAAAAAUGUAUUGUGAAAAAAACCUAUAGGAUCUUGUAAUAGUUUAACUUCUUUUAGAGUUUUCUGUUCGUUCCCAAGGUUCUAACUAAAUUUGUAUCUAAUAACUGUGCUCUAAUGUCACACUGGUAUAAAAGUUAUCUGUAUAGUACGUCCAAUAUUUAAUAAAUUUUCCGCAAAACAAAAUACUGCAUAAUGUGGAACCGUUUUAUUUCCAACCUUAUCGGUCGUAAAAAUAACCACCAUUCAAGCAAAGUUUAUAUAAUUUUACCCUGAACUUAUUCUUUAUUUUUUAUAUAUUGUCUGAAUCACAAUCGUCCUCUAAACGGAACGAAAGAUUUAUGUAUACAGAUUUAUUCUUCUGCUACUAUCACUUUUUGAGAAUUGGGUAUCAACUCCUGCAAAAGGGGUGAUCAUUUAUAGAUUCUUGUUUCAUCUUCACAACACUGAUCUUUUAGCAGUUGAUACUGCAAAACUUCUGAGGAUGACCUGACGUGACGAUGCAGGUAAAUGUUGCAUUACUUUAGGCCGUUUGGGUUUAGGAACAUUUUCACUUGAGAAAAAAUCACUGGUUUCUUUAUGACAAUUCGGUUAAAAGUGUUUAUCGCCUACACUAUCAUCGUUAUUUACAUCUGAUAAAAAAACUUUGCACUUUCUCCUGUUCCGUGUCAUAGGCCAUGUGUAUGUGACCCACGACUGCAGUUUAGUCUAUAAUGGGCAAAAUAGGCUAGUUUAGAAUAUUGCAUUAUUUAUUGAAAAGCACGUAUACAUCACAGGGACCACCUAACCAAAAAUCUUCACUAGGACCGUGAGAUGCGUACAUGGAUCAGUUUAAAACGUACAGUUUAAAAUGCAUUAAAAACAAAACUAAAUAAGAAAAAACUAGUUGAAUUUAUAAAAAAGUGUUUUAACAAUUCUUAAAAACUUUGGCCUCAGGAUAUUACAUUGUGACAGUUAAAUGUAACAUUGUAACGUGUUAAAUCCAAAUAUCGUAUACUAACAGCCAUAAAAAAAUAAAUGUUAACACUAGUUGUUUAAAUCAUUCAGGCGCCGUUAUUUCAUUAACGAAUAUAUUGCGCACGACGGUUUCCCGAAAAAUACAAGAUAAUAUUGAUGCGCUAAUGAUGCGAAGAAUGUGUGGUUCCAGAUUCGUGAUACUUUUAUGGAACCACAUAACCGCAAAGGGCUAAAGUGCUGAUCAAGGAUACCCAAUGAAGACAAAGCCGAAAAAGUGAAUUGUAAUUGAUCGCUAAACUAAAUAGGUGUGAGCGGAAUGAAAUUUUUAAAAAAUUGACCAAUUUUCAACCAAAAGUCAGGCCAUAAAAAAAUGCAUUUUUGUUGUAACUUUCUCUCUAAUUUAAUUAAUGCUUAAUUAACCCUAAUAAAACACCUAGUUUCCUAAAAACUAUAAAACAUACCUUCGAAUUGAUUACUAUUGGUUUUCAUUCAAUAUUUCUAUCGACCUAAAUUAACCAGCCUACAUUUUUAGUAUUAAAGCAAAAAACAAACCACAGAGCGUCCGUUCGACCGUUUUUAGAAAAGUUCCCCGUUACCCGAAGCUUUAUCUAAACUGCUUCUAAAACCCGUACGGCGUUACCGUCGUUUUUUAUUUUUGGCACUACAUUUCGUCAGUGCGACUCGGCUGACUCUUCAACAACAGAACCUCCGUCCAAUCGGGUCGCGCUGUUCGAAUAGCGUACGAGUGGCGGCAAAAUUUAAUAUAAUUAUAUUGAUAGAAAGUGAAUCAGUGGGAGAACAUGGACUCCGUGCAACUGGUGGAAAGACUGAUAAAUGAUGUGAUUUUUGUCUGGGAAAACGGUGAAAAAAUGACAAAGUCAGUUUUUGUUUCUUUUUUUCUGCGUAUCUUAGGAGGUUCUCGGUUUCGGUCCCGAACGUUUUGUCCGUUUAAACCUCUGCGAGGUUGUGAUAUGUAUAUGAGGACGUAUCAGAUCUGUAAUAGUAUUAUUAAAAUAUGUUGCCGUUUUUGUUUUUUUUUUCUUUUGGUUUUCCGGGGGUUUUCAAAAAUUGUUUCUAACUUGGCAACGCGGCAAUUAACUUCAGAAUUUGAUUCUUUAUAUCAAAGAGGGGGGGAAUAUUCUGGCCUAUAUUGUAGGCUAAAAGAGAGAUUGCGUGCAUAGCCAAGACUAAAAUCAGUUUUUUUUUUCUUAAUUCAUUCAGCUUUAUAUUUUUGGGGUAACGAGCCUUGGCCGUGUACGCAAAACAGAUGUAUUUUGUUAUAAAAAAAAAUAUUAAAAAAGUGAAGAGUCUUUGUUUUUUUAUAUUAUACCUAUAAGUGCAAUAACUGUUAUUGUCUUAAAAAUUAUUUAUUGUAUGAUUUGUUAUUGUAUUUAUUUUGAUAAGUAUUAAGGUGAAUCAAUUUGUUAUCAGUUAAUAUUAGUUUGAUCAAAAAAUCGCACCAUAGUGAAAUUAAAAUACCAAACUCUUCACACAA